AUGGAUAAAAUCAAUGAAAUGAAGAUUGCCACAGGGGAAACAGCAGAGGAAAAGAGACUGAGGGGGAAUGAGAAUGAGAAUGAGAAGGGGAUGAGUCAAGUGCAUGGGAUUAAACUUCCUCGGGUGUCGAUUCAGUUUUGCACGCAGUGUAAAUGGAUGUUGAGGGCGGCUUAUUUCGCACAAGAACUCCUCUCAACCUUCGGAACAGAUAUCGGAGAAGUCGCCCUUCAACCUAGUACCGGUGGUACAUUUGUUGUUGAAUUGUUCACAGACGCGAACGCGAGUAAGAAUGCUGCUAGUCAAAAGGAAGGAGAAGCGGAAGAGAACGUGGAUGAAGUAAAGGAAGUUAAGAUAUUGAAACAUACUCUUUGGGAUCGGAAAAGUGAGGGAGGAUUUCCUGAAACAAAAGAAUUGAAAAAGAGACUCAGGAAUAUCAUUGAUCCGUCAAGAGAUCUGGGCCAUGUUGAUGGAAAGAAAUCAACAACAACAGCCACUGCUUCUGCCUCUAACUCAGCACCUAACAACCAGCUCCAAUCUUCAGCACAGAAAGAUUCCGCACCAACAGCUAUCAAAGCAUCUACCUCAACCCCAGUUAACACCAUAUCUCAACCCUCAGCUUCCAGCCCCGUAUCUGCUCUCCAGCUGAAUGAAGCUAAGCCAGAAGAGGUAAAGGAGAAGAAGCAAGAAGAAGAGAAAGUAAUUCUAAAUGAGAGAGGUAAAAUUGUAAUCACGGGAUUGGAAGGAGAGGGAGGAUUUGGGGUAUGCAGACCUGGAGAUGAGGAGUGUGGUGGAUUUUAA
Botrytis byssoidea is the source of this 798-nucleotide messenger RNA. RefSeq lists its product as uncharacterized. The transcript is spliced from 4 exons. The coding region runs from base 1 to 798 and encodes 265 amino acids. NCBI's taxonomy places the organism in Eukaryota, Fungi, Ascomycota, Leotiomycetes, Helotiales, Sclerotiniaceae. The record is from RefSeq and is a predicted model, not a curated record.